CGACUUGGCAGCACCACCCUCACCGGAACGCUAAUCUCACAGCCCCGUCAUUUUUCAAAAGCCAACGCUUUCUCCACGUCGUACUUUCUCCUCCCAAUAAUCCAAUCGUUCACCCGUUCCCACUUACGCCUCACAGCUCCGUCAACUUACCACCAUCACUUUUAAUUUGACCCCUCUUGCCUUCUCCUUGUCCGAAAACAAAACUCCGAAUUUCUCACUUCUUUCUCUCUCCUGUCUCUCUCAUGGCAGCAGUGAAACCCUAGGGGACGAGCAGACAUGUCUCUGCGCAGAGCCUUCCGGUCCCGGAAAUUCUCCAAAUCCUUCAGGGAGCUGAAGGCGGAAGAGGAAGAUCAGGCGCGUGGCGGUCGCCGACUCGCCGACCACUUGGAGGACCGAGUCGGCAACUCGUCGUCGUCGUCGGCAUCGUCAUGGUCGGCCAUGCUCCCGGAGCUCCUCGGCGAGAUCAUGCGGCGAGUGGAGGUGAGCGACGAGCGGUGGCCGAACCGCCGGAACGUCGUCGCUUGCGCGUGCGUCUGCAAGCGGUGGAGAGACGUCGCCAAGGAGAUCGCCCGCUCUCCUUCCCGCACUGGCAGAAUCACUUUCCCUUCUUGCCUCAAACAGCCAGGGCCGCGCGAUUUACCUCAUCAGUGCCUCAUAAAAAGGAAUAAGAAGACUUCCACGUUUUACCUAUAUUUGGCCCUUACCCCAUCAUUCACAGAUAAGGGAAAGUUUCUCUUAGCUGCACGGAGGUAUAGGCAUGGGGCUCAUGCCGAGUAUAUAAUAUCGCUUGACGCUGAUGACCUAUCACAAGGCAGUAAUGCUUACGUUGGAAAGUUGAGCUCGGACUUUCUUGGCACCAAUUUUACAAUCUAUGAUAGCAAGCCACCACACAAUGGUGCAAAGCCAUCAAGCAGUAGAUCUAGCCGUCGUUUUGCAAGCAAACAAAUAAGCCCCCAAGUUCCAGCAGGCAACUUUGAGGUUGGGCAUGUCUCUUACAAGUUCAACCUCUUGAAAUCAAGAGGUCCGAGAAGGAUGGUUUGCUCGUUGAAUUGCCCAUGGUCUGGCGAGUCGUCUGUUGACAAAGCUCUAGACAACUCGAAGAUGAAGCAAUCUGAAUCUUCUGCUUCUGGCACAGUUUUGAAAAACAAAGCCCCAAGGUGGCAUGAAAAUUUGCAAUGUUGGUGUCUGAAUUUCCAUGGUCGGGUUACGGUUGCGUCGGUGAAAAACUUUCAACUGGUUGCAACAAUGGACCAAAGCCAACCGGGAGGAAAAGGAGAUGAGGAAUUAGUUCUACUCCAGUUUGGGAAAGUUGGGGAUGAUACUUUUACCAUGGAUUAUAGACGGCCCUUAUCAGCAUUCCAAGCAUUUGCCAUCUGCCUUACCAGCUUCGGCACAAAACUGGCGUGUGAGUAAUUAUAUUUUAUUUUGUAUGUUAAUUUAAGACCGUUAACUGUGGAGUUCGCCAUAAGUUCUCCACAAGGUUGUUUAAUUACCUAAGCUUUGAUUGGGGGAGCUUAUCGUGUACAUGUUAUUGUAUGAUUAUGGCAUGUCAUAUUGUAUUAAAAUUAUUAAUAACAAAGCACGAUUUUUUUUUUCUUUUUUAGAUUCUACAUGUAAAUUUGAAAAUAAUUACGUAAGACGUUGAUUUGAGGACUGAGCUUAAAGUUAAUUUGCUGAAUUUUAGUCGA
Messenger RNA from Morus notabilis, 1688 nucleotides. RefSeq names its product tubby-like F-box protein 7. Bases 277 to 1413 code for a protein of 378 amino acids. The record is from RefSeq and is a predicted model, not a curated record. The transcript has 4 exons. NCBI's taxonomy places the organism in Eukaryota, Viridiplantae, Streptophyta, Magnoliopsida, Rosales, Moraceae. Gene Ontology annotation, molecular function: protein binding.